This is a messenger RNA of Nicrophorus vespilloides, 189 nucleotides long. RefSeq names its product transcription elongation factor 1 homolog. The transcript has 2 exons. Gene Ontology annotation, cellular component: transcription elongation factor complex. Lineage: Eukaryota; Metazoa; Arthropoda; Insecta; Coleoptera; Silphidae. The record is from RefSeq and is a predicted model, not a curated record. The annotation marks the transcript as partial. Gene Ontology annotation, molecular function: RNA polymerase II complex binding. Gene Ontology annotation, biological process: transcription elongation by RNA polymerase II.
GAUCAGGAGUUCAACUGUCCGUUCUGCAAUCACGAGCAGUCUUGUGAAGUGAAAAUGGACAAGGGAAGAAAUACGGCGAGAAUAUCGUGCAGAGUUUGCAUGGAGGAUUACCAAACGACUAUAAACGUGCUCUCCGAUCCUAUAGACGUUUAUAAUGAUUGGAUAGAUGCCUGCGAAACGGCUAAUUGA